Pyricularia grisea is the source of this 513-nucleotide messenger RNA. RefSeq lists its product as uncharacterized. The record is from RefSeq and is a predicted model, not a curated record. NCBI's taxonomy places the organism in Eukaryota, Fungi, Ascomycota, Sordariomycetes, Magnaporthales, Pyriculariaceae. Bases 1 to 513 code for a protein of 170 amino acids. The transcript is spliced from 2 exons.
AUGAAGUUUUCAUUGCUCUGCUUCGCCUUGGGCUUUGCCUCAACUAUAUCCGGACUGGGCGAGGGCUCAAGCGAGAAGGAGAACUCAUUGCGUGAUCCUAAAACCAACAAACGCGAACGCUGUGGUGUUGUUCCAUUCGGCGAUGCGAAUAAAGAAACCGUUUGGAUGAUUUGGGCGGCCACGGAGGCAGUGGGCUUAAUCCUACCCAAGGGUGGAUGGGAUACAGUUGAGGACCACAGCUGGGAACAGUGCGCAAGUCGUGAGGCCAGGGAGGAAGGCGGGUUUCUAUUUAACCAUCUCAAAUACCUCGGCUAUAUUCAAGGUGUUCACUGGUACAGCGGCGUGGUGACGGAAACAGUCGAACGUACCGACAAGAAGGCAAAAGAGCGCCCCAAACCAACACUGCAAACAGCCAAAUCCGCAGUGAAGCAUCUCACGGGGUAUGGAGACAAAAAGGACUAUAUGCUGGCAGCCUUGCAGGCGGCCUUAAGCCCGUCGUUUAGACUUGUGUAG